UUCCCCGCCCCUGGAGCGGAGGCAUAUAAGACCCUCCGGGGCACUCCUUUUGGGCUGCUUGCGGGGAUCUUCCUGGCAGCAGGAUUCUUCAGGGUCCGAGCAGAGCAAGAACUAACCCACGUCCACCAUGGCCGAAUGUGGGGGUUGUGGCCCCGGAUACAAAUCUCCGCUGGAGGCAAUGAAAGGGCCCCGGGAAGAGAUUGUCUACCUGCCCUGCAUCUACAGGAAUACUGGGAUAAAGAAACCGGACUACCUGGCAACGGUGGAUGUGGAUCCAAAGUCCAAAACCUACUGCCAGGUCAUCCACCGCUUGCCGAUGCCCAACGUCAACGACGAGCUCCACCACACCGGGUGGAACGCCUGCAGCAGCUGCUUCGGGGACACGACCAAGAAGCGGAACCGGCUCAUCCUUCCGAGCCUCAUCUCUUCCCGGAUUUACAUCGUCGAUACGGGGACAGAUCCCCGCGCGCCCAGGCUCUAUAAGGCGAUUGAGCCCAUCGACGUGUACUGGAAAUGCAACCUGGCAAAUCCUCACACCACACACUGCCUGGGCAGCGGAGAGAUCAUGAUCAGUACCAUGGGAGACCCUUCUGGCAACGGGAAAGGUGGCUUCAUCCUGUUGGACGGAGAGACCUUUGAGGUGAAAGGGAACUGGGAGAAAGGCAGCAAGGUCCCCCCGCUGGGCUACGAUUUCUGGUACCAGCCGAGGCACAACGUUCUGAUGAGCACAGAGUGGGGGGUGCCGAAGUGCCUGGUAGAGGGGUUCAACCCGGCCGAUUUGGAAAAAGGUUGCUAUGGUGGGAACAUUAACGUGUGGGACUGGACCACCCAUGAGCUCAUCCAGACGAUCGAUGUGGAGAAAAACUCCAUCCCCUUGGAGAUCCGGUUCCUCCACAACCCGGACGCCGCUGAGGGUUUCAUCGGCUGUGCCCUCACCAGCACCAUCCAUCGGUUGUACAAGGCUAAGGAUGGGACUUGGGCAGCAGAGAAGGUGGUUCAAGUCCCCAGCAAGAAAGUGAAAGGCUGGCUUCUUCCUGAUAUGCCAGGUCUCAUCACAGACAUCUUGAUCUCCCUGGACGACCGAUUCCUGUAUUUUAGCAAUUGGCUUCAUGGAGACAUCCGCCAGUAUGACAUCUCUAAUACCCGGGAGCCCAAAUUGGUGGGACAGGUGUUUUUAGGUGGCAGCAUCGUGAAAGGAGGGCCUGUCACAGUGGUCGAGGACCAAGAACUGGACUGCCAGCCCGAUCCGUGCAUCAUCAAGGAGAAAAGGGUCCAGGGGGGACCCCAGAUGAUCCAGUUGAGCUUAGACGGCAAGAGACUUUAUGUGAGCAACUCCCUCUACAGCGGCUGGGACAAGCAGUUCUACCCUGACAUGGUCAAGGAAGGCUCGGUCAUGCUGCAAAUUGACGUGGACACCGAGCACGGUGGCUUGAAGGCGAACAAGCACUUCCUGGUGGAUUUUGGGAAAGAGCCGGAGGGUCCUGCCCUCGCCCAUGAGAUCCGCUACCCGGGGGGAGACACCACCUCAGACAUCUGGGUCUGAGGGAAGGUCCGGAGAGAGCAGAAGGCCGCUGUGCAUAAGAUAUGAGCCCCCUUUUCUAACGCUUUUCCUAACUCCGGGUGUGAAAAUGGAUGCAGGUGGGCCUCUAAACUUGAUGAAAUGCAAGCUUUCAAACCACUCUGAGACUGGUUUGGUGAGCUCUAACCUGUAAUCUCUCCCCCCCUCAAAAAAAAACAAACAAACCUCUAUUAAACUAAAUUACAAUUCCCUCUCCAACAGGAGAGUCAAAACAGGCCUGAAACUGAUUUAAAUUGUGUGAUAUGAAAGUUUUUUGAACUUUCACACUCCGAGGCUUUGAAAACAGCAACUCAUAGCACUUUCUAUAGGGCCUGUAGCCAAAACUUUUAUUUCACCUAACCACCACGCAGCAGAGGAGUUUGAAGAAACUCAUUUCACGUGGCCGAGCUCGUAUCUAAUGAGAACGUAUUCUGAAUGCAUCAUCCCAUUUGUUUCAGCCGUUCAGCAUAAUCCAACUCAUAAUCUGAAUUUGUAAUCUGAAUGUCUCUACUUCAUUUCUGAAAUUCAGCACCUUCUAUGUUGCUGCUGUUGCUAAAAGAAAGUGGCUCAGAAAAUUACCUUGAACAAUAAAAGUUUGCUUCCA
Molecule: messenger RNA, 2162 nt
Organism: Pogona vitticeps (central bearded dragon)
Lineage: Eukaryota; Metazoa; Chordata; Lepidosauria; Squamata; Agamidae
Product: methanethiol oxidase
Molecular function (GO): selenium binding; protein binding
Source: RefSeq, a predicted model, not a curated record